UACUUCAAAACAUUAUGGCGUCAUGUCUAACGCCACUUGUUGGAAAUGUGCGUUCUCUUGACACGUCGACACGCACAUUUGUGUUCGGAAUUUUCUAACAACGAUAACAGAUGUUAUUCUCAAUAGAUCGAAACUCUAGGCAACAUUCGUCGCAACGUGUCGAGUGAUAUUGUGGCGGGCAGCUCGCGUGUGAUCGAACAUACCGUGACGCUACUUUUUCGACAAAAAUAUCUGACGUAUUUCGCCGAAACAUCUCUGUGAUCCCGCAAAGUUAUGAUUAUGAUGUCGCAAGUCACCCGGUAUCGCGGACGUCAUCGGUGCUUCGGAUAUUGACGGGAUAAACCGAUAAGACAGACGAAGACACCUGAUGACGGUUUCGCGAAACGAUGACGAAUCUGCGAUGUGACACUCUGCUCUGCUCCGUUUUAAUUUUGCUUCCCGUUUUAACGCACGCCAAGGCAGCGCCGCAGGAUAUUUCGAAUGUUCAGCAUCUGCCCGAUGUCAGGUUUAAUCUGAAUGAAUACUCGGAGUAUCCUGACAACGAGGAUCGAGAUAAGGGAUAUCUGGCCCAACCGGACGAACAGCAACACACGAAAGACAAUUUAUAUCUGCGAGCUAACGAUCAGUUCAGUAGAGAGGAGUCGAUAACUGCAGACUUCGACAAGAAUAUAGCAUGGGACGCACACUGGGCCGCGCAACUAAAGCUCACUCAGAUGUCGGCGGUCUCCAUGGAUCCGAAUGGGAAUAUCGCGAUAUUUCAUCGGGGGGAUCGUAUUUGGGGACCUGAUACUUUCGACAACGGAAACAGAUUUGAUCCGAAUAACGGACCAAUAGCGCAAAACACCAUUAUCCUCUUAGACAAAAGUGGCAGAACGAUAUCGGAAUGGGGAAAGGACAUGUUUUACCUUCCGCACGGUCUAACUAUUGAUCAGGCCGGCAAUUACUGGGUUACCGACGUAGCGAUGCAUCAGGUGUUCAAAUUCGACGCUCAGGACGUGGUGAGGCACAUGGAGGAAUCGAAACACGCGCGAUUGAGCUCGCAGACUGGCGCAAGCAACGCGUUGAAACCAUCGAUAACUCUCGGGGAGGCUUUUGUUCCCGGGAACGACGGGAAACGGUUCUGUAAGCCGACAGCCGUCGCUGUACACAGCAACGGUGACUUUUUUGUCAGCGACGGGUACUGCAAUUCCAGAAUAAUCAAGUUCAACAAGAACGGCGAGCGGAUUCUGCACUGGGGACGACAUUGGGGUAUCAGAGAGCCCAUCUACUUGCAGGUACCGCCGCCGAACGCGUUCCUCGUCCCGCACGCUUUGGCACUCGCAAGCGAGCUGGACUACAUUUACGUCGCCGACCGGGAGAACGGUAGGAUAUCGUGUUUCUUCGCCAGCAAUGGGACCUUCCACAAGGAAUACAGCCAUCCCGCAGUCAUCGGCAGAAAGAUUUACAGCGUCGCUUACGCCCGCGAAAGGUUGUAUCUAGUCAACGGACCCGACCCGUUUACGAUUAAUCCGAUACCAGUGCAAGGCUUUGUGCUCGAUAUCUACUCCGGGAAACUGCUGUCAACGUUCGGACCCGAGGAAGCCAUGAACAACCCGCACGAUCUCUACGUGACGGAGGACGGUUCCGAGAUAUACGUAGUAGAAUUGAAUAAUCAUAAAAUCUACAGAUUUCUACAAGCUGUAAAUGAUUCUGCGAAUCUUCAAGACGCACAGUCUGCCAAGCGACAUCGACCCGAGGUCCUAGUGCAUCCUGAUACCAAGGACGUCGACGUCGAGAAGAUCAACGUGACAAAAUUGAUUCUAGGCCUCGGUUCUGCGGCCGUUUUCUUUAUAACGAUAUGCAUCGUGAUCGCUGCCAUUGUAGCAAGGUGCCAGAAAAGAGGUUGCUUACUUACAAUGCGCAAGAGAAUGCGUUGGGAGGCCGAAAGACGGGAGAAUUUCAAGCUGUCCAGCCUGCUGGAGAGUCGCCGGGGAAGGAGCUACAAGUUUUUGGAAAAACGGCCGAACACGCGCGACUUUAGCAAAUUAAACACGGAGCCGGAGACCUCGGAGGACGAGCGGCCCGAAAACAACCUCGCCAAGGUCAUCUAAAACGAAAUUGCGUAACGUCAAGCACUAUUCGCGCCGAUCGUCCACCGAUGUUCGCGCGAUGGGAGCAACCUGACUUCGUAGAUGUUCGCGCCGACGAUUUCCGAGCCGGCCCGAGCGCGACCGACGGUACACGGCGCGAGCACGACAGCGUGCCGCUUUACCGACUACCGAGCGCACGAAGGAUGAAUUGAUUUAAUUACAUUUUGAUUACAUUGAUUGUAAUGCUAUAUAAUUACGUAAUAAUGCAUCCAAGACAGUGACAGACAAAGGGUUUAAAUAAUUAAUAAAAAAAUAGAGAGAGAGAGAGACAGAGAAUAAUAUGUAGAGACUAAAUUGCAUAAACCAAACUUAAAUAUACAAUAAAGUCGA
Ooceraea biroi (clonal raider ant) is the source of this 2459-nucleotide messenger RNA. Its product is annotated as peptidyl-alpha-hydroxyglycine alpha-amidating lyase 1. The record is from RefSeq and is a predicted model, not a curated record. Lineage: Eukaryota; Metazoa; Arthropoda; Insecta; Hymenoptera; Formicidae. Gene Ontology annotation, biological process: peptide metabolic process. Gene Ontology annotation, cellular component: membrane; extracellular region. Gene Ontology annotation, molecular function: catalytic activity; protein binding.